UAUCGUUGCCCCUUUAUUCUUGUGUCGUCUCUCCUCACAGUUCUCUCACUACUCUCUCUCUCUCUCCCUACGACUCCAAGGAGUCUUGUAUACCUGAGCCUCUAAAAUACUUUCUUUGGUGAUGAACAAUAAUUACUUACAGGUCUAUCUGCGUCUAUAGCGCGCUCUCUCUCACACACUCGAUCCAUGGAACCAAAAGGCGUUGUCAGCUUCCGUCACCGCAGAUCUCCCUCCUCCGAUCGCUUCCUCGACGUCUUCUCCCCACCGAAAUCUAGCGCCGGCGCCACAGCUGUGAACAUCGCAGACGACGAGAUCAGCGAGGACGAAGUCUUCUGGACCGGCGACUUCUCCGAACCGAACCGCCCCGCCAGCUCUCUCUCCGCCACCGCUAUCCCCAACCACCACCGCCAAAUUUUAGGGCAUCCGGAAAAAUUCGGCAUCCUCGCCGCAUUGCCGGAAGAUAACCGGAAAUAUAACCGCCCGGUUUUAUGCAGAAAACCUUCAAUUUCAUCAUCAUCUACCACGACGUCUUCGUCUCGGGCGAUUCCGGCCAUACCGAAACCUCCGCAACAAAAUCUUCAAGAGAGGGAGUACUCUCAGUCCAUGCCCACUCGAAAGCUCCAACAAUCAGCUCCGAUGAACGUCCCGGUGAUGCUGAGGAAGGUGAGGAACGGUGAGCUUGCCGAGGUGGACGUGGACGACGGAGAGGACGAAGAGAUGUUGCCGCCCCACGAGAUCGUGGCGAGAGGAUCGGCGAUGUCCCAGAUGACGACGUUUUCGGUGCUCGAAGGCGUUGGGAGGACACUGAAAGGGAGAGAUCUGCGUCAGGUCAGGAACGCUGUGUGGCGCAAAACAGGUUUUCUUGACUGAGACUUGGCCCAUUUUGAUUGAGUUCUUUGUUUUUGGACUGAAAAGUUGCUUCCUUUUUUUUUGGCUAGCUUUCACAGUCUCCAUCAUGUACAAGGGUACAUCUUUAAUCAUAGUUAAGCGUUUUUUGUAUCUGAAAGUUUCCGAACAGGGAUUUUUUUUUUGAAAGUUAACAGGGAUGUUUGUUGCAAACGUUAAAACCUAAGAUUUUUGUGUUGGGGUUUGGUAACUGUUGUAACUGCUCCAUACAUUUUGGUUAAUGAAUGGUAGAUUACGAAUUAUAUAUAUCAGCAAAAA
Messenger RNA from Cornus florida, 1164 nucleotides. Its product is annotated as protein S40-7-like. The transcript has a single exon. The record is from RefSeq and is a predicted model, not a curated record. Lineage: Eukaryota; Viridiplantae; Streptophyta; Magnoliopsida; Cornales; Cornaceae. The coding region runs from base 187 to 870 and encodes 227 amino acids.